AUGCCUUAUCGGCCACCUACACCGCCACCACAAUUUUUAGUACCCCAAGCUAAUCAAUCAGCAAUUUCACCUCCCAUGGUGAAUAAUGCUCAAAGGAGGGGUAAUAAUCAACCAAGGACUCUAGUUUCGAUCCCUAUGACCUACACUGAACUGCUACCACAUCUGGUUCAAAAUGCUCUAAUUGAGCCUCUUCCUAUAAAGCAUGUCCAACCUCCAUAUCCAAGAGGUUUUGAUUCAAAUGCCAAAUGUGAAUAUCAUGCUGGGGCAAUAGGCCAUUCAACUGAGAAAUGUUGGGGUUUGAAACACAAGGUACAAGACUUGAUAGAUGCAGGAUUAUUAAGCUUUAAGGAAAGUGAGCCGAAUGUAAGAAGUAAUCCACUUCCAGGUCAUGGGACUUCAUCGAUUAAUGCUAUCAAAGAAGAAUGCACUCCACAAGUGACAGAAGUAGAAAAGAUCCAAACCCCCAUGAGAUUCAUUUUUUCAAAAUUAUGCAAAUAUGGGAUGAUUAAGAGAGAGUCUCGCAAAGCAGGAGUGUGCGAUCUCCACCCUACAGCCACACAUUCUAUUGAGGAAUGUGGCACGUUCAAGGAAAUAUUACAAGGCAUGAUUAACUCAAAUUUGGUUCAGGUGAGCCAGGUGAGAACAAAAGAGGAUGUAUUGAUGAUUCAAUCAAAUGAGAAGUCCAAUAUGACUACUCCAAAACCACUGGUAAUCACCUUCACAAAAAACACUUUUGCAUCAACACCUAGUACCCUUAAGCCACUUGUUGUGCAAAUUCCAGCUCCUUUUCAUUACAAGGACACUAAGGCGGUUCCAUGGUGUUACGAAGCGAAGGUAGAAAGUGACUAUGUAAAUGCCCAACAAAAAGAAGGAAUUGACACUACAGGAACCAAUGUAACAAAUAUCGUGGGGGUAGGUGGAAUGACCCGUAGUGGUAGAGUCUAUACUCCAGAAGAAUUGAGAGCAGGAGAUUUGAUAAAUAAACAUGGGAAAAAGGAAAAUACAAUCAUCAAUGAAGGGGUUACGGAUGUUAAAAGGAGAAAUGAUGAAAAAAUCAUGGGUGAAAAGAAAAAAAAGUGUCAGAUGAAGAAGUCUCAGAAUUUCUUAAGUUUAUUCGACAAAAUCUUGAAUGAAGCUCAUGUGUCCAAUGACAUCACAUUAGACACAUUUGGCGGCAUAGUUGGUAACAUUACAGCUAAUAACCACCUCACUUUCACAGAUGAUGAAGUCCCAGCUGAAGGAAGGGGACAUAACAAGGCUUUACACAUCUCUGUGAAAUGCGCAAAUCACAUUUUGGCUAGAGUACUUAUCGAUAAUGGGUCCUCAUUAAAUGUGAUGCCCAAGUCAACACUGGAUCGAUUGCCUUGUGAUGGGACACAUAUGAAACCAAGUUCUAUGAUCGUGAGGGCCUUUGAUGGAUCACGAAGGGAAGUUAUGGGAGAAAUUGAAAUACCUGUCCAAAUUGGCCCAUUCACCUUCAACAUAACUUUUCAAGUUAUGGAUAUUAAACCUGCAUACAGUUGUUUGUUGGGAAGACCAUGGAUCCAUUCAGCUGGGGUUGUUCCCUCUUCUUUACAUCAGAAGCUGAAAUUCAUUGUGGAAGACAAGCUAGUGAUUGUCUCAGGAGAGGAAGACAUGUUGGUGAGUUGUCCUACUCCUACUCAUUAUAUUGAAGCAGCUGAGGAGGCUUUGGAAACCUCAUUUUAG
Messenger RNA from Cajanus cajan (pigeon pea), 1707 nucleotides. The record is from RefSeq and is a predicted model, not a curated record. NCBI's taxonomy places the organism in Eukaryota, Viridiplantae, Streptophyta, Magnoliopsida, Fabales, Fabaceae.